This is a messenger RNA of Mucor mucedo, 1182 nucleotides long. RefSeq names its product lipase preproprotein. Gene Ontology annotation, biological process: lipid metabolic process. The record is from RefSeq and is a predicted model, not a curated record. Bases 1 to 1182 code for a protein of 393 amino acids. The transcript has 5 exons. NCBI's taxonomy places the organism in Eukaryota, Fungi, Mucoromycota, Mucoromycetes, Mucorales, Mucoraceae.
AUGGUUUACUUCACGUCCAUUAAGAAAGGCAUCUUUGUUAUUUCCAUGGCCUUAAUCGGAACAUCUCACGCUGCUCCUGCAACCUCUGACGGACCAUCCAACGCCUUACGUAGCGAUACCAAUUUUCAUAAUUUUGCUCUUCCGCCACUCAUUUCUAACCGUACACAGGCGGUAGUUCCCCAUUCUAAAACGAUUAGCUUAAACAGCGAAACUGAAAACAUGUUGGAAAACAUAGAAUGGUUCCAAGAGCUAGGAAUCAACUAUACUGGCAUGGUUCAACGAGGUGACAUUAAAACUUUGGAUAAAAUGAUAUUGGAUCUCCCAGAAAAUAUUCGUGCUGCAAGUGAACAGAAUCUUCAGAAUAGAUUAAACGUUAAUUUUGGUGAUGAAAUUGUCAUAGCAUCUCCGGGUCAAAUAAAUAACCAUAAAUACUAUGCUGCACUUGCCGCUACCGCUUAUUGCCGUGAGGUUACGGGCCUUGGUCUUUGGACAUGUGAAAACUGUCAAAAAUAUGUUCCUGAUGGCCAAGUUAUUUUCAAGUUCAAUUCCCCUAUUGCCGAUACCACUGGUUUUAUUUUGAAAAGUGACAGCCAGAAAACAAUUAAUCUCGUUUUCCGUGGCACGAAUUCCCUUCGUCAAACCAUCACUGAUUUGAUUCUUAUCAAAAAAGACUACCCUCCAGUCGAUGGUACUCAAGUACACACAGGCUUCUAUAACUCUUAUUUGGAAGUUGCAGAUCAAUUUUUCCCUUAUAUUCAACGAGAGAUUGCCGCCCAUCCAAACUACAAGAUUGUUGUCUCCGGGCAUUCUCUUGGUGCUGCUCAUGCAUUAUUCGCUGCUUUAGACCUUUAUCAACGUGACCGUAGAUUUGACGCUAGCAAUCUAAGUGUUUAUACUGUUGGAUCUCCUCGUAUCGGGGACACUAAUUUUGCAUACUAUGUUAAGGGUACCGGUAUUCCUUACUAUCGUUCUGUAAAUGAUAGAGAUGUUAUCCCUCAUUUUCCCGCUCAAGGUUUAGGCUACCUCCACGCCGGUAUUGAAAUCUGGGAUUUACCUGGCUAUGGUUCUCAUGUUUGUACUUCCGAAACCGAAAGUGCUUAUUGCUCUAACUCUAUCGUACCUGCUACUCAUAUAUUAGAUCAUCUUACUUAUUAUGGUAUUAACGAAGGGCUCUGUCUUUAA